AUGCUAAUUGAUAAAUUCCAUUUGGCUGCUAAAGGAAAAGACAACUAUGAACUUUAUCGCAACAUAGCAAGCAAAUGCUUAUAUCAACUUUAUAAUUCUGCAGAAUUUCCUCAACAAAUGUAUUAUUCGCAAGAUUAUUUAGAGAAAAUAAAUUUCAGUAUAUCGAAUAGAAAGAUUUUUGAUUACUAUCAUCGUGCUCAAUAUUUGUAUGAAGGCAUGAUCCUUUAUUUGGAUUUAGCAAAAUUUUCAGAUGAAGAAAAGCAAAAAUGUAUUGAUACAUUUUCUGAUGUAUCCAAUCAAGUAUACAGAGUAGUUGAUCAAUUCCUCAGAGAUUAUGAACUACCAGCAGUAUCUAUCAAACAUUGUCGUCCUUUCUCCUACUUUUAUAGAGAUACAUUAAAUAACUGUAUAAUCCUGCUUACUGCAACAUUUAGCAAUGUCAUUCGUUGCGUACAAUCAGGAAUCAAGAAAAUCUGGGAAAAUUAUAAAGAUAAAGUAUAUCCAGAUUUCUUUGAUUCCGGUUAUUAUAGAGAUGUAUUCGAUCAGGAUUAUCUUUUUGGCGAAAUGGAUUUCAACACUCCUUAUUAUUUUGGUAAAAAGGAAGAUUUUGAAAGACUCAUAAAACAAAUAAACUCGAAGACAUCUACAAUUGUUGAAAGAUCUUCCGAUCUUCAGACUCUUAAUAGAAAUUGUGAAGAACCUACUGUCAAGGAAAUCGAGAAUUCAAUUUAG
Trichomonas vaginalis G3 is the source of this 732-nucleotide messenger RNA. RefSeq lists its product as uncharacterized. NCBI's taxonomy places the organism in Eukaryota, Parabasalia, Trichomonadida, Trichomonadidae. The record is from RefSeq and is a predicted model, not a curated record. The coding region runs from base 1 to 732 and encodes 243 amino acids. The transcript has a single exon.